Paramecium sonneborni is the source of this 1617-nucleotide messenger RNA. NCBI's taxonomy places the organism in Eukaryota, Ciliophora, Oligohymenophorea, Peniculida, Parameciidae. The record is from the annotation of a GenBank genome assembly.
GGACAAAAAAGAAUAUGAAUUGUAAUUGAAAUUUGUAUUUUACACUAGAAUACAAACUUGUAGGAAAAAAAGGUGAAGGAACAUUUUCAGAGGUGAUAAAAUCACAAUCUUUUAAAACAGGAAACUAUGUAGCUAUAAAGUGUAUGAAAAAUAAAUUUACAUCAAUUGAAUAAGUAAGGUAUUAGAUGAAGAUAAAAGGUCAAUCAUUUGAGAGAGAUUUAAGCAUUAAGAAAAUUAAGUCCUCAUGAACAUAUCAUAAAGUUGAUUGAAGUUCUAUAGUAACUUAUUUUAAUAUAAUAAUGAUAGUGAUGAACCAACAGGUAGAUUGGCAUUAGUAUUUGAAUUAAUGGAAUAGAAUCUAUAUGAACAUAUCAAAGGUAUAAAGAUAUUGAUUAUAAAUAGGUAGAAGAUAGCCGUUGAAUCCAUAGAAAGUUAAAUCCUUUAUGUACUAACUGUUAAAAUCGAUUGAACAUAUGCAUAGAAAUGGUAUAUUCCAUCGAGACAUAAAGCCGUAAGUAAUUAUAAUAUAAAUAGUGAAAACAUUUUAUUGAAUUCAGACCAUUUGAAACUUGCAGAUUUUGGAUCAUGUAAAGGCAUAUAUUCUAAACAUCCUUAUACAGAGUAUAAUAAUCUAUGAUGAUGAUAAUAGAUAUAUAUCGACAAGAUGGUAUAGAGCUCCAGAAUGUUUAUUGACAGAUGGAUAUUAUGAUUAAAAAAUGGAUUUAUGGGGUGUUGGAUGUGUAAUGUUUGAAAUCAUAGCAUUAUUUCCUCUAUUUCCAGGAACCAAUGAAUUAGAUCAAGUUAAUAAGAUUCAUAAUAUUUUGGGAACUCCUAAUCCAAAGGUUUUUGAUAGAUUCAGAAAGUUAAACUAUUCAAUCUUAAAAUUUUAGAUAAGCUACACAUAUGGAAAUUAAUUUCCCAAAUAAACAUGGAAGUGGAAUUGAAAGACUCUUAUAAGGAUAAACAAAAGAAUGUAUUGAUUUAAUCAAAAUGUUAUUGGUUUAUGAUCCUGAGGAAAGAAUUACAGCAUAAUCUGCUUUAAAACAUGAAUAUUUUAAAGAAUUAUAUGAAGCAGAUGCAACUCAAAAGAGUUUUUAGCAUACUCUAUAAUAGAUUAGAAUCUCUAAUCAUCGAGAAUAGUAAGACAAAUCUAUAUAAAAUAUAGGAAUGAUAAUUCAUUAGAAAGAAGUCAAAGAAUUGAAGAAAACAAAUAAAUUCAUUAACCUAAUUUUAAAAAGACAUAAAAUUAUUAUGCAAAAUCAUAAAAGAAAUCAGGAGUAUAUAUAUUUAAAUAUAUAGUUACCAUCAUUAUAAUUCGAUCUUAAAGUUGAAAGUAUAUAUAAGAAUACUUAACAUCAUGAUAGUGAUGAUGAUUUAGAUAAGUAAUCUUCAAAUAAAUAAAUGAUGUUGCCUGAAAUCAAAAAGAAAAAAAAAUAUGAUCCUAAAGUUAUCUAUGGUAAAUAAUAAUUCCAAUCCAAUUAAGCAUAUUAGUUUAAUUCCAAAGGUAUAUUACAUAUAUAUAACAAUUAAAUAGCUGCUAAAAAAAUGGCACCUGGAUUAUAAGCAGAUUAUAUUGUAUAUGGAAAGAAAGCUAUGAAUUAAUAAGUCUUAGGCUGA